AUCCAAAAAAAAGUUAAAAAAACUGUUCUCUUUCCUAGCUGGAAAAGAUUACGAAAUAAGCAUUUUUCAUCGUUUUCUGUACUCAUUUCAUGCAUUAAUUACUUUAUUUAUAUAUAUUCUUUGAUUUUAUACUAAUUGCGACUCGCGUUUCAUUAAUUUUAUUAAUUAAUUUUGCACAUUAUUUUCCACGUCCUCAUGCAACUAACUUCAAGACAGUGAGUAAGCGGGCCUUGUCGAAGCGCGAAUGUCGCUUUCCAUCAUUUGAAGACCAAUAAUUUCUUCAUUGUUCCGUUGAAAAGCGAAGCAAAAUUCUGGCAAAAUUGUGCGCGUUCGUGCCCGAUGUCUAGUGCUGAAGUCGCCGAUAAUUCCGUUGACCCCCCGGCAAAAAAGCGGAAGCUAAAUACAGGAGAAUCCCGUUCCAAUUCCUCAGCAAUGGCGAACAAUGGAACGCGCGUGGAAGAUGAAAUCGACGAAAGUUUGUAUUCGAGGCAGCUCUACGUGCUGGGCCACGAUGCUAUGCGUCGGAUGGCAACUUCCGAUGUGUUGAUUUCGGGUCUCGGAGGACUCGGCGUGGAGAUCGCGAAAAAUGUGAUUCUCGGUGGAGUGAAGUCAGUGACUUUGCACGAUGAGCGAACGUGCACGGUUGCCGAUUUAUCUUCCCAGUUUUACUUGUCGGAGAGUGCCGUGGGUCAGAAUCGCGCUCUGGCGUCGUGCGAGCAGCUCGCGGAGUUGAACCACUAUGUGCCUACGACCGCCCACACCGGGCCUUUGACUGAAGAUUUUUUGAAGAAGUUUCGUGUUGUGGUGCUCACCGGUGCUUCCUGGGCCGAGCAGGAGCGGGUUUCGGCCAUCACUCACGCGAACAACAUCGCGCUGGUGAUCGCGGACACUCGAGGGCUGUUCUCGCAGGUGUUUUGCGACUUCGGGCCGGAGUUCACGGUUGUGGACGUGAACGGCGAGAACCCCGUGUCGGCCAUGGUGGCCGAUAUUACACAUGAGUACGAGGCCGUGGUCACUUGCUUGGACGACACCAGGCACGGGCUUGAGGACGGCGACUAUGUCACGUUCAGUGAAGUUCAAGGCAUGACAGAACUGAAUGGCUGUGAACCCCGAAAAAUCAAAGUGCUAGGACCUUACACUUUCAGCAUUGGAGACACUACUAACUUCACAAAAUAUGAACGUGGAGGUAUCGUCACACAGGUCAAGAUGCCCAAAAAAUUACAUUUCAAACCUCUGAAAGAAUCCUUCAAAGAGCCUGAGUUUGUUAUUACUGAUUUUGGCAAGUUUGACUACCCUCAACAACUGCAUGCAGGGUUUUCUGCUUUACACAAGUUUGAGGAUGGUGAGGGUCGUCUUCCGAAGCCCUGGAGUGACGCAGACGCUGCUAAGUUCAUGGAUUAUGUGAAAGCUGUGUCUUGUGACUGUGACAAGAAGGAUGGAGAGCUUGAACUCAAUACUGAGCUGCUGGAAACAUUCUGCAAGGUGUCAUCCGGUGACCUGAACCCAAUGAACGCUGCCAUCGGCGGUGUGGUUGCCCAGGAGGUGAUGAAGGCUUGCUCCGGCAAGUUCCACCCCAUCGUCCAGUGGCUCUACCUCGACGCCAUCGAGUGCCUCCCCAAGGACCGCUCGCUCCUCACCGAGGAGAACUGCAAGCCCGUCGGAUCCAGAUAUGACGGACAAGUGGCCGUGUUCGGCAAACACUUCCAGAAGAAGCUCGGAGAACUGAAGUACUUCAUUGUUGGCGCGGGCGCUAUCGGCUGCGAACUGCUCAAGAACUUCGCGAUGAUCGGUGUGGGGGCCGACGGCGGCUGCGUCACCGUCACCGACAUGGACCUCAUCGAGAAGUCCAACCUCAACCGCCAGUUCCUCUUUCGGCCCUACGACGUGCAGAAGCCCAAGUCCAGCACCGCUGCCAGGGUGAUCAAGCGCAUGAACCCUUUCAUGAACGUGGUGGCGCAGGAAAACCGCGUGUGCCCCGAGACAGAGUGCGUGUACGACGACGCCUUCUUCGAGGCAUUGGACGGCGUCGCCAACGCGCUCGACAACGUGGACGCCCGCAUCUACAUGGACCGCCGCGCCGUCUACUACCGCAAGCCGCUGCUCGAGAGCGGCACGCUCGGCACCAAGGGCAACACGCAGGUGGUGGUGCCGUUCCUCACCGAGUCCUACAGCUCGUCGCAGGACCCGCCCGAGAAGAGCAUCCCGAUUUGCACGCUCAAGAACUUCCCCAACGCGAUCGAGCACACGCUGCAGUGGGCGCGCGACGAGUUCGAGGGACUGUUCCGUCAGGCCGCCGAGCACGCGGCGCAGUUCCUCCGCGACCCGCAGUUCAUCGAGCGCACCAUGCGGCUGCCAGGCAGCCAGCCGCUGGACGCCGUCGAGAGCGUGCGGCACGCGAUCAACGAGCGUCCGCUCAGCUUCGACGAGUGCGUGACAUGGGCGCGGCUGCACUGGGAGGCGCAGUACUGCAACCAGAUCAAGCAGCUGCUAUACAACUUCCCGCCCGACCAGCAGACCACUAGCGGAGCGCCCUUCUGGGCCGGACCCAAGCGCUGCCCUGCGCCGCUGAACUUUGAUCCUGAGGAUCCAUUGCAUUUGGACUACGUGGUGGCAGCCGCUAAUUUGCGCGCGCAGGUGUAUGGGAUUCCGACGUGCGUGGACAGGGAACACAUCGCCAAGGUUGCUGCUAGUGUACAGGUGCCAGAAUUCAGUCCCAAGUCAGGCAUCAAGAUCGCGGUCACCGACGCUCAACUGCAGCAGAACAACGACGAAAUGGACCAGGACAAGGUCAAGAACAUGAUCGCAGAACUGCCUCCUCCAUCCAAGCUGGCCGGACUAAACAUCACGCCGCUGGACUUCGAGAAAGACGAUGAUACCAACUUCCACAUGGACUUCAUCGUGGCUGCUUCUAACCUGCGAGCUGCUAACUACAAGAUCCCGCCGGCGGAUCGCCACCGCUCUAAAUUGAUCGCGGGAAAGAUCAUUCCUGCGAUCGCUACGACUACGUCUGUAGUGGCCGGGCUGGUGUGCCUCGAGCUGUACAAGCUGGCACAGGGCUUCAACUCGCUGAAGGUGUUCAAGAACGGCUUCGUGAACCUGGCGCUGCCGUUCUUCGGCUUUUCCGAGCCCAUCGCCGCGCCCACCAACACCUACUACGGCCACAAGUGGACGCUCUGGGACCGCUUCGAGGUCAAGGGCGAGAUCACGCUGCAGCAGUUCCUAGACUACUUCAAGAACGAGCACAAGCUGGAGAUCACGAUGCUGUCGCAGGGCGUGUGCAUGCUGUACUCGUUCUUCAUGCCCAAGGCCAAGUGCCAGGAGCGCCUGGCGCUGCCCAUGUCGCAGGUCGUGGCCAAGGUCUCCAAGAAGCGCCUCGAGCCACACGUGCGCGCGCUCGUCUUCGAGCUGUGCUGCAACGACGACGCCGGCGAGGACGUCGAGGUGCCCUACGUGCGCUACACGCUGCCCUAGGCGCCGCGAGCCACGCUGCACGCGGGUGUAGGCACGCUACACGCGGGUGUAGGCACGCUACACGCGGGUGUAGGUACGCUACACGUGUAGGCACGCUACACGCGGGUGUAGGUACGCUACACGUGUAGGCACGCUACACGCGGGUGUAGGUACGCUACACGUGUAGGCACGCUACACGCGGGUGUAGGUACGCUACACGUGUAGGCACGCUACACGCGGGUGUGGCCCGCUCCCCGAGCCCGGAAGCCCAGCACGAAAUUAUGAGGGUAUUUUAGGAGAGAUGACAAAUUGAGACGUUUUAUAUGGCUCGCGUGCGCGAGAGUGUACAGUGAUAGUGAUACCGUGUGACUUUAUAUAUUUUUGUGCUUCGAACGCGCUUUCGUCUGUCGAUUGUUUCGCCGUAUAUUUAUAGUAGUUUAAUUUUAUUAUUUUUCGCUCACCACUCGCCGAAACGCGCCGGUCGUUUUCGUGAUGCAAUUGAUUUUACACAAAAGUUUAUCGGAUAUUUUUAAUGUUCAAAUCAGAUGGGUCUGUAUAUGGAAAGAAAAAUAAAUAAAAAUUGAGCAAA
Molecule: messenger RNA, 4039 nt
Organism: Ostrinia nubilalis (European corn borer)
Lineage: Eukaryota; Metazoa; Arthropoda; Insecta; Lepidoptera; Crambidae
Gene: Uba1
Product: ubiquitin-like modifier-activating enzyme 1
Exons: 10
Coding region: 340-3471 (1043 amino acids)
Biological process (GO): DNA damage response; ubiquitin-dependent protein catabolic process; protein ubiquitination
Cellular component (GO): nucleus; cytoplasm
Molecular function (GO): ubiquitin activating enzyme activity
Source: RefSeq, a predicted model, not a curated record